Megalops cyprinoides (Indo-Pacific tarpon) is the source of this 1529-nucleotide messenger RNA. It is a transcript of the gene ubap1lb, whose product is annotated as ubiquitin associated protein 1-like b. The transcript has 6 exons. Lineage: Eukaryota; Metazoa; Chordata; Actinopteri; Elopiformes; Megalopidae. Gene Ontology annotation, cellular component: ESCRT I complex. Bases 50 to 1324 code for a protein of 424 amino acids. The record is from RefSeq and is a predicted model, not a curated record. Gene Ontology annotation, biological process: ubiquitin-dependent protein catabolic process via the multivesicular body sorting pathway. Gene Ontology annotation, molecular function: ubiquitin binding.
AAAAGAGCUGGGGAAUUCGGUUUCUGAGAAUCAAGACUGCGCUCAGACAAUGAUCAGACAGUUUUCUGGGAACGGAAUGAACAGCCUGGACGAAAUUCCCUUCAAGAUCCCCACGGGGUCUCUGGAGGGGACGUUGGAGGAGGUCGAGCUUGUCACGGCGCCAGAGCUCACCAUUCCGGACCAUCUCCAGAUACUCCAGGACACAGAGUACAAGUUCUGCUUGGAGAAGUGGGUGCUGACAGGCGUGCCGGGGGGCUACCUCAGCGACAUGCAGGUCACCCAUGGGUCAGAGCCCUCGUGUCCCCCUCACUGGCUGGUGUUCCACAGCCCCCAGGAGAGCCGACUUGCCAGACAGGGGACCAGCGACUUGUACGACUCCUCUCCCCGCCGUAGGAGUCACAGCCUGAACGCGGCCGACGCCCGAAGGCUUCACCCCCGGGUGAAGUUCCUCAUCUCCGACUCUGAGGGGGACGAGGGCGACACCGAGGAUGAUAGCAGCUCCUCACUGGAGGAGGACACGCCACCCUCUUCUCAGUGUGGUGACCGGCCGCCCAGCUCAGCGCUCAGGCGGCAGCUCCACGGGAUCAAAGAGUACAGGCCUGGGUCACCCUGCCCGGCAUUGAACCCCAUGUCCCCGCUUGCCCGUCACAGAAGGAACUCCUCUUCCUCCCUCCACGACUUCCGGCAGUCACCGCCCAGAACCAGCAGCCCAAAGUGCCAGAGGCACAUGAAGAGGAGGCUUCCACCGCUGUCUCACGCCAGCCGCCGCCGCUCCCUCAGCCCCCAGCCCCCGUCCCCAGCGAGCCACUUCCUGGAGCCCAGGCCCUCCACGGCCGGACACAUCUCCUCCGUUAGGAGCCACAAGCCCACCGUGGCGUCUCUCAGCCCCUACUCCUGCCUGCCUCCCCCCCCUUCGGUGUCCCAGCCCCUGGGUUCCCACAUGGCCGCCCUGGACUCGUCGGCAGAGCUGCUGUCAGCGCUGACCCAAGAGGAGAGGGAGCUGCUGGAGACCAUUACGGAGCACGGCUACCCGCUACGCUCCGCCAUCAUUGCCCUGCAGAAGACCGGCAAGCAGAGUCCGGAGCAGAUACUGAGUUACCUGGUGACAUGUGACCGCCUGUGUGAGCGUGGCUACGAUGCAGCUGAAGUGGAGGAGGCCCUGGAGAUGUUCCAUAACUGCGAGUCUAAGGCAGCAGAAUUCUUGCGCCUCCUGACCCAGUUUAACGAGAUGGGAUUCCAGCAGAACGCCAUUAAAGAGGUGCUGCUGGUCCAUGAGAACCACCGAGAGAGAGCCCUGGAGGAGCUGAUGACACGUGUAGCGUGAAGGAGCCACAGAUGUCCAGACUUUUCCAUGACCAACAUGGACGCUCUCUGCCUCUGGCUUAGGAAGAUUUCUGCCAUUGUUCAAUGCAAGUAGAUGUACGCGCACAUCGAAUAUGUCACACAUGUAGAACUGUAAAGAAUACCAGACUCAAAUUUCUGAGCCCCUACACUUUCGGAAGCACAGUGAGUAUCUUCAUACAAUGUUG